AUGAAUGCCUUUGGAGGGCGGUCGCGGUCCUCAGCAGGGUGGUUCUUUGCAGGCCUCGACUCGUCAUUCCCUGAUCUCGGGACCGAUGAAAGCAACCUAUCAGAUCUCCGUUUCUGCGGUACAGAUCUGAAAGCUGGUUGCAAGGUCUUUCAAGUGCGGAAAUCGGAUCCUUCGCGGAGCACAGAGAUACUCUUGGCCCCUGAUGUUCUCAGUUACGCUGAGCUUGAGGGUGAUCUGAAAGAUCAAGUACUGGUUUUCAAGUUCAAGGGCAAGUUUCACGCCGUCGACCAUAAAUGCCCGCAUUCUUCGUAUCCGCUUUCACAUGGGACACCGUUUGACAUCGAAGAUUUCGGGAUCGUCUUGAGCGCAGGUUUGACAUGUCCGAAGCAUGGAUGGUCGUUUGAUCUACAUUCUGGAAUGGCAGACCGCGCGCGAUAUAAGCUGGGUAUCUGGGAGGUUCAGUUGCGCGACACAGCAUCAAUAGGUUCAACACCAAUAGGAGAGGAUGUUCCAGAUAUAGAAAGUAGAGAUAAAGAGGUGUGGGUAAGGAGAAAGCAGAGAAUAGGAUAA
This is a messenger RNA of Colletotrichum acutatum, 570 nucleotides long. RefSeq names its product Rieske domain-containing protein. The transcript is spliced from 2 exons. Gene Ontology annotation, molecular function: 2 iron, 2 sulfur cluster binding. The record is from RefSeq and is a predicted model, not a curated record. NCBI's taxonomy places the organism in Eukaryota, Fungi, Ascomycota, Sordariomycetes, Glomerellales, Glomerellaceae. Bases 1 to 570 code for a protein of 189 amino acids.